Molecule: messenger RNA, 2924 nt
Organism: Hippopotamus amphibius kiboko
Lineage: Eukaryota; Metazoa; Chordata; Mammalia; Artiodactyla; Hippopotamidae
Gene: AFAP1L1
Product: actin filament associated protein 1 like 1
Exons: 19
Coding region: 291-2609 (772 amino acids)
Cellular component (GO): cytosol
Molecular function (GO): SH3 domain binding
Source: RefSeq, a predicted model, not a curated record
UCAAGCCCCUCAUCGGAGGGCGCGAGGACUUACAAAAGGCAGGGCGUGGCGCGGAGCCUGUGCGGGACGAGGGACACUGGCGGCCCAGGGGGCGAGGCGGGCUCCGGGUCUAUUCCGGGAGCGGCGUGCAGGGGCGGGAGCCGACAGGCGGGCGGGGACGCUGGGCAAGCAUCCUGUCGGGGGAGGGGACGGGCGGAGGGCGCUCCCGCGGGGCCGGAUUGGAGAGUGCCGCGCGCCCGCCGCAGCCAGCCCUGCCGGAGGCACCGCGCCCCGCUCCGAUCGCCGGCGCCAUGGACCGAGGCCGGGUGUUGGAGCAGCUGCUCCCCGAGCUCACAGGGCUGCUCAGCCUCCUGGACCAUGAGUACCUCAGUGACACCACUCUGGAGAAGAAGAUGGCUGUGGCCUCCAUCCUGCAGAGCCUGCAGCCCCUCCCAGCCAAAGAAGUCUCCUACCUGUAUGUGAAUACAGCAGACCUCCACUCCGGGCCGAGCUUCGUGGAGUCCCUCUUUGAAGAAUUUGACUGUGACCUGAGUGACCUUCGAGACAUGCCAGAGGACGACGGGGAGUCCUGCAAAGAAACCAGCCCUGAGCCAGCCAAGAGCCCAUCUCUGAGACACGCAGCCGACCUGCCUCCACCGCUCCCCAAAAGGCCUCCACCUGAGGACUACUACGAGGAGGCCCUUCCCCUGGGACCUGGCAAGUCCCCCGAGUAUAUCAGCUCCCACAAUGGCUGCAGCCCAGCCCACUCAAUCGUGGAUGGCUACUAUGAGGAUGCAGACAGCAGCUACCCUGCGACCAGGAUGAAUGGGGAGCUGAAGAACUCUUACAAUGACUCUGACGCCAUGAGCAGCUCCUACGAGUCCUACGAUGAGGAGGAGGAGGAAGGAAAAGGGCAGCAGCCCACACAUCAGUGGCCCUCAGAGGAGGCCUCCAUGCACCUGGUGAGAGACUGCAGGAUAUGUGCCUUCCUGCUGCGGAAAAAGCGCUUCGGGCAGUGGGCCAAGCAGCUGACCGUCAUCAAGGAGGACCAGCUCCUGUGUUACAAAAGCUCCAAGGACCGGCAGCCACAUCUGAGGCUAGCACUGGAUGUCUGCAACGUCAUCUAUGUGACCAAGGACAGCCGGCACAAGAGGCACGAGCUGCGCUUCUCCCAGGGGGCUACCGAAGUCCUGGUGCUGGCACUGCAGAGCAGAGAGCAGGCCGAGGAGUGGCUGAAGGUCAUCCGAGAGGUCAGCAAGCCUGUUGGCAGUACUGAGGGGGCAGAUGUGCCCAGAUCCCCAGUCCUCCUAUGCAAGGUGGACCUGGACAAGGGGGCUGUUUGUGUCCCUCCCCAGAGGCUGUCCCAAGAGAAGCAGACCUCGGAUUCCGACAGCCUGGGCAUGGGUGACAACUGUUCCACCCUUGGCCGUGAACAUGGCAAAGGGAAGAAGAGCAGCCUAUCAGAGCUGAAGGGUUCAAUGAGCAGGGCUGCGGGCCGCAAGAUCACCCGUAUCAUCAGCUUCUCUAAGAAGAAGGCACUGGCCGAUGAUGUGCAGACGUCCUCUACCGGGGAGGAGGUUCCGUGCUGCGGUUAUCUAAAUGUGCUGGUGAACCAUGGCUGGAAGGAACGCUGGUGCCGCCUAAAGUGCAACACCCUGUAUUUCCAUAAGGACCGCACGGACCUGCGGACCCAUGUGAACGCCAUUGCCCUUCACGGUUGUGAGGUGGCCCCGGGCUUUGGGCCCAGACACCCAUUUGCCUUCAGGAUCCUGCGCAACCGGCAGGAGGUGGCCAUCUUGGAGGCAAGCUGCUCAGAGGACAUGGGCCGCUGGCUUGGGCUGCUGCUGGUGGAGAUGGGCUCCAAAGUCACUCCCGAAGCGCUGCACUAUGACUACGUGGACGUGGAGACCUUAACCAGCAUCGUCAGUGCGGGGCGCAACUCCUUCCUAUAUGCAAGAUCCUGCCAGGAUCAGUGGCCUGAGCCCCGAGUCUAUGAUGAUGUUCCUUAUGAAAAGAUGCAGGGCGAGGAGCCUGAGCGUCCUUCUGGAGCCCAGAUCAAGCGCCAUGCCUCCACCUGCAGUGAGAAGUCCCAUCGGGUGGACCCACAGGUCACAGUCAAGCGCCACGCCUCCAGUGCCCAUCAAUACAAGUACGGUAAGAAUCGAGCUGAGGAGGAUGCCAAGAGGUACCUGGUAGAAAAAGAGAAGCUGGAGAAAGAGAAAGAGACAAUCCGGACCGAGCUGAUGGCACUGCGGCAGGAAAAGAGGGAACUAAAGGAAGCCAUUCGGAACAGCUCAGGCUCAAAGUUAAUGGCUCUAGAAGAGGCCCUGGCUACCCUGGAAGCUCAGUGCCGGGCGAAGGAGGAGCACCGGAUCGACCUGGAGCUGCGGCUGGUGGCUGUGAAGGAGCGCUUACAGCAGUCCCUGGCAGGGGGCCCAGCCCUGGGGCUCUCUGUGAACAGCAAGAACAAGAUCGGGGAAACUGCAAAUAAACCCCCGAACAAUGCCCCAGAGCAACCUCUCCCUGUCAAUUGUGUUUCUGAGCUGCGGAAAAGGAGCCCAUCCAUCGUAACCUCCAACCAAGGAAGAGUGCUACAAAAAGCUAAGGAAUGGGAAAUGAAGAAGACCUAGAAAGGAGAUGAGGAUUUCAUCCAAAGAAAAUAACACUUUGUCCAUCCAAGGCAGAAAUGCUUUCUUCACAAGGAGACAUCAGAAGGCUAGAAGUAGCCAACACUCUCUGGGGCACCCAAAAGACCAAUCUUUAUUGUCUGCAUGAUUAUAUGGUAUAUGGGGAGGGAAGAAGUAGAAGAGAAGAGAGAAAUGAAGGGCAUCCUUACAACUUUACAGAGGGUGGAAAUGGGGAUGGAGGGAGACAGAAAUCUGCACAGUUGUAAAGGUUUGGUUAAAUGUCUUUGCGUUCCCUUCUAAAGAAGAAAUGAAAGCACA